Dichomitus squalens LYAD-421 SS1 is the source of this 2332-nucleotide messenger RNA. RefSeq names its product GMC oxidoreductase. The transcript is spliced from 13 exons. Gene Ontology annotation, molecular function: oxidoreductase activity, acting on CH-OH group of donors; flavin adenine dinucleotide binding. The record is from RefSeq and is a predicted model, not a curated record. Bases 257 to 2218 code for a protein of 653 amino acids. NCBI's taxonomy places the organism in Eukaryota, Fungi, Basidiomycota, Agaricomycetes, Polyporales, Polyporaceae.
CCACUGUCUCAAUUCACAUGCAUCAUGCCGUCUACGACGGGAAGCCAUCUUCGGGGUUGAUGGUCCCCUCCUGACGCUCAAUAGUGCGGGGACGGACAUCACUGACACAUCUCCACUGACAACGUGAAACCCGUGGCCUUCUGCGCGCGGAUGCAGUCAAGAUCAUGCGGUCUCUCAUAAUGUUGCACUAACUUCGCCUUCCACCGCCCGACGCACUCACUUCCCUUCUAGCGCUUUCACCGUCGCGACCGCGACAAUGCCUUCAUCUAGUGUGCGGAGACGGACCACGGUGGCCGCCUGGUCUGUUGCUCUGACUGCUCUCGUGCUUGUAGCCCGGUACCUGUACGGCCGCGCUGGAAAGAAGGGUGUCUAUUCGGCUAUGUUCAAGGACCCCGCCAAGGUAGCGCGACGCCUCCGCGCAGGAGAGGAGAAAUACGAUUUUGACGAGUAUGACGUUGUCAUUGUGGGCGGAGGCACCGCCGGCUGCGUGCUCGCGGCACGGUUGUCGGAGGACCCUGCUAUACGUGUCUUGUUGCUCGAGGCAGGCUCGAGUUCUGUCAAGAACCCAUUUGCCAUCAUUCCCUCUGCCUACUCUAAGCUUCUCCAUACCAAAUGGGACUGGGAGCUGUUCACUGUCCCCCAGACCAAUGCUGAUUCCCAAGUGAGAUAUUGGCCGAGAGCGAAGCUGCUUGGAGGAUGUACUUGCAUGAACGCACUCAUCUUCCACAUCGGGGCCCCUGAGGAUUACGACGAGUGGGUUCAACUACAGAAGGGCCAGCCAGGGGCAGAGCAGUGGGCAUUCAAGGAGGUUAACAACUACAUCAAAAAGUUCGAGACGUUCCAUCCAAGUCCGGAUUAUCCUGAAGUAGAUGCUUCGCUGCGUGGUAAUUCGGGGCCAGUCCAAACCGGAUUCUUUGGCUUCGCCUCGGAGGGGACCAGAAACUUCAUUGAAGCGUGCGCCAAGGUGGGUAUACUCCGCACGCCUGAUACAAAUACGCACAAGGGUACGAUUGGAGUCACCAAAGUAAUGACGUAUAUCACGCCGAACGGUCGUCGUGUGACCACUGAAUACGCGUAUCUCACCGCGGACGUGCUUGCACGGAAGAACUUGAAGGUCGUUACGCAUGCCCAUGUCACCCGGAUCAUCUUCGACCGAUCAGGGGCCACACCUCGCGCAGUCGGUGUCGAAUUCACGCACGGGAAGGGAGAGAAGUUCCGCGUGAAGGCGAAGAAAGAGGUAGUUGUGUCAGCUGGCGCUGUGCACACACCUCAGAUCCUCAUGCUGUCUGGCGUCGGUCCAGCGGAUCACCUUGCUUCGCACGGCAUUCCCGUCGUCGCUGACCUUCCUGGAGUGGGAUCACACCUCAUGGAUCACAUCGUUAUCGACCUGAACUAUCGUGACAAGACUAAAUCCAGUAUUCUCAUACUCAAGGGCCAGACUUUCCUUCAUAAACUCGCGCUUGUGAAGGCACUACUCGAAUACCGCACUACUGGAAAAGGUCCUUUGACGACAAACGUUGCGGAAGCGAUCGCGUUUGUACGCUCAGACGACCCAGCGCUAUUCCCGCCGAGCCAGUUCCCCGAGAAGAGAUACGAAGACACAACGUCCGGCCCUGGCGCCCCCGACAUCGAGCUGUUCUUCACGCCUACGGCAUACCUCAAGCACGGCAUGGGUUAUCUGCCGCCAUAUCACUAUUUUGGCCUACACGGCGUGCUCCUUAGGCCCACAAGCACGGGCACGAUCCGCCUCAAGUCGGCUAACCCACAUGACGCACCCGUCAUCGACCCGAACUACCUGUCCACGGAGCAUGAUGUCGCUAUUCUCGUGCGCGCCGCGCGCCUCCUCGCGAAAAUCCUGCACUCCGAGCCGCUUGCGUCCAUGCUCGACCCCGUGGGCAAGGACGACGCGGUCCUCGACCAUGCAUUCCACGAGCUCGACGACGCGGCCGUCGCGGAGGGCAUCCGCCGAAAGGCGGAGACGCUCUACCACCCCGCGUGCACGGCGCGCAUGGCCCCACGCGAGGAGGGCGGGGUCGUGGACCCGUUCUUGAGGGUGCAUGGGAUCCCGAACUUGCGCGUCGUGGACGCGUCCGUCUUCCCGACCAUCGUCAGUGGGCAUACAGCCGCACCGACGCUCGCCGUUGCGGAGAAGGCGGCGGACUUGAUCAAGGCGGCCUUGUCUGCUACUCCGCAGGUCAAGGUUGACCCCCCUGCUUGAAUGACUGGGGCGACCAGAGGCGAUGUAUGCAUACCCUCAACGGCGAACAGCAAUCACUAACUACCAUCUUGCCGACUUGUAUAAGAGUGCUCUGUAUUGUAUUGUAACCUAUCC